AUGUCUUCUUCUUCUCCAUCUUCACCCCACCAGAUCCGGCCUCACCCCACCAAGGGUCGUGGCCUCUACGCAACUAAGUCCUUCUCCCCUGGCGAUGUCAUCUUUCCCUUCACUCCUCUUAUUCUCCUCCCCACGGUCUCGUACCUCAAUAUCGUCUGCUCAUUCUGCCUCCGUCCGGGAAAUCCCCGUGCCUGUUCCCGCUGCCACGCGGCCUCAUACUGUGACGCGACGUGCCAAGCAGCGGCCUGGAAAGCAGUUCAUUCGCGAGAGUGUAAGGUGUUACGGCAGGGCAUUAAGGGUGAGGAUCGGAGGAGACGAUUACCGACGCCGACGAGAGCGCUGAUCCAGGCUGUUCUGCGUAAAGAGAUUGCAGAUGGAUUGGAAGAUCUAGAGGGUCAUGUGUUGGAAAAGAAGGCGGCGGAAGAUGAUGAAUGGAAGGAUAUCGAAAUCAUGGCCAUGGCAGCUUGUGCAUUUUCUGGCAAAGGUACGGCAGAAGAGGAUAUUCGGAAAGCAACUGAGAUGCUGUGCAAGAUUCAAAACAAUUCCUUUCAGAGAUUUGACUCCGACUUGGGCGUCAUAGGUUUGUUUCUCGAACCCACGCUGGCCAUGGCGAACCACUCCUGCAUUCCCAAUGCUGCAGUCCAGUUUAUUGGACGAAACGCUCUUCUCAUUGCUGAGAAUCCCAUUCGCGCUGGAGAUGAGAUUGAAUUAGCCUAUACCUUUUACACCGAUCCUUUGCCCAAACGAAGAGAAGCAUUGGCUCACUACAAGUUUGUUUGCCAAUGCCUUCGUUGCCGAGACGAUCUCAAUGUCUAUCAAGUCGCAGCCAUCUCCCCUACUGUCAAUCUCAACAGCCAGAGCCUCGUACCAGAUGUCUCCAAAUUCCGCCAUCAUCCUGCAACCAGCAACUCCAGCAAACAGUCCAUAAUCAAUCUAUAUGGCGAGUCAGCUGACUCCAUAGUAAGUAAUUUAGCAGAAAUCGAGUCGCCGUCAGAGCGGCGCAAAUUACUCAAGAGCGAGUAUAAAAAGCGAAAAGCUCUAGUCGAAGAAGAGCUCUGGGCCGUCACGCCACUACCAGACAUCCUGUUUAGGAUAUCCAUGCUAUACGGCGAGGAAGGAAACUUUACUCUUGCUCUGCCAGUAGCAUGCCUGAUCGCAACGGCCUGCGAUCCGUACCAAUAUACCUCGCCUUUCCAUCCCAUCCGACUAUCUGGCUUGUUCACAAUAGCGAACUUCAUUACUCAUACCGCUGCGACAACGGCUUUCCAAGAAAGCUCAAAUACACCAGUCUCCAAAAAGUCGACGCUGGAGCAGAAAAUCGAGCAAAGCUUACGAGAAAUCGAUCAAGUCUCGCUAUGCCAAAUGUUGCUCAUCAUGAUUCUCAAAUAUUCACCAGACAAGUAUGGCGCUAAGAUGGAUAUUGCUGUCAAAGCGCAGGCGCUUUUAGAUGAUAUUGAGAAAUUGGCGGGUAGAGAGCAGGAGACAUCUCUCAUUGAUGAAUGGCGGCGAAAUCCCAACGACGAAAAAUCUCAGGCUUUCUUCGAGUUUGCUGUUGUGAAGCAAGUGAAUGCCUUGGCUUGCCUUGGGAAAGAGAUCCUGGAGCGAGACUUUGGGAAUACCUCUGUUUAAAUCGAGUUUUAACCUGACCUUGCCCAAAAUUUCAAUCCAAAAGGUCGAGGGGCUAUGAUGUAAUAUUUACACAAGCGUCUCUCCCACAUGAUAGGGGGAAAAGGGUUAAUAGAUAAUCCA
Messenger RNA from Trichoderma asperellum CBS 433.97, 1749 nucleotides. RefSeq lists its product as uncharacterized. Lineage: Eukaryota; Fungi; Ascomycota; Sordariomycetes; Hypocreales; Hypocreaceae. The record is from RefSeq and is a predicted model, not a curated record. Gene Ontology annotation, molecular function: protein binding. Gene Ontology annotation, cellular component: nucleus.